Molecule: messenger RNA, 899 nt
Organism: Apaloderma vittatum (bar-tailed trogon)
Lineage: Eukaryota; Metazoa; Chordata; Aves; Trogoniformes; Trogonidae
Gene: KCNN2
Product: potassium intermediate/small conductance calcium-activated channel, subfamily N, member 2
Exons: 4
Coding region: 83-595 (170 amino acids)
Biological process (GO): potassium ion transmembrane transport
Cellular component (GO): plasma membrane; neuronal cell body; neuron projection
Molecular function (GO): small conductance calcium-activated potassium channel activity; calmodulin binding
Source: RefSeq, a predicted model, not a curated record
UGCUGGGUGCACUGCACUGGUGGUAGCUGUGGUGGCAAGGAAGUUAGAACUUACCAAAGCUGAAAAACAUGUGCAUAAUUUCAUGAUGGACACCCAGCUAACUAAAAGAGUGAAAAAUGCAGCGGCCAAUGUACUCAGGGAAACAUGGUUAAUUUAUAAAAAUACAAAGCUGGUUAAAAAGAUAGACCAUGCAAAAGUAAGGAAACAUCAACGCAAAUUCUUGCAAGCUAUUCACCAAUUAAGAAGUGUAAAAAUGGAACAAAGGAAACUGAAUGAUCAAGCCAACACUUUGGUGGACCUGGCAAAGACUCAAAACAUCAUGUAUGACAUGAUUUCUGACUUAAAUGAAAGAAGUGAAGAUUUUGAGAAGAGAAUUGUUACUCUGGAAGCUAAACUGGAAACUUUAAUUGGUAGCAUUCAAGCUCUUCCUGGACUGAUUAGCCAGACAAUCAGCCAGCAACAAAGGGAUUUCCUCGAGGCUCAGAUACAAAAUUAUGAUAAGCAUGUUGCCUACAGUGCUGAACGAUCACGAUCUUUGUCAAGAAGAAGGAGAUCAUCCUCUACAGCGCCACCAACUUCAUCAGAGAGUAGCUAGAAGAGAAUAAGUUAACCACAAAUAAAAGACUUUUUGCCAUCAUAUGGUCAAUAUUUUAGCUUUUAUUGUAAAGCCCUAUGGUUCUAACCAGUGUUAUCUGGGUUCUGAUGUCAGAAUCCUGGAAACCUGAACACGUUUUAGGCCAAAAUGAGUGAAAACUCUUCUUUUUUUCCCCCUCCUCCUCUCAGAUGCGCAGUGAAUGCACCUAUUAUUGCUCUAUUAGAUUGUUCCUCCUGUAAUUUCACUAACUUUUUUUCAUGCACUUCAAACAAACCUUACUACUACAAUAUAAUAUAAUAAAAUA